Molecule: messenger RNA, 142 nt
Organism: Racocetra fulgida
Lineage: Eukaryota; Fungi; Glomeromycota; Glomeromycetes; Diversisporales; Gigasporaceae
Source: the annotation of a GenBank genome assembly
GGAAAUUGUUUUCAAUGAUGCAUCGCGCUCAUCGACCAUUUUCUUAACUGACGGAGUGGCUCUAAUUUCUGAAGAGAUUUAUCAGAAAAUAAUCAAUUAUCUAGCUAAUAUAAAGGUAAAAGAAUCUAUUACCAUUGAAGAU